Messenger RNA from Pelecanus crispus (Dalmatian pelican), 759 nucleotides. The record is from RefSeq and is a predicted model, not a curated record. NCBI's taxonomy places the organism in Eukaryota, Metazoa, Chordata, Aves, Pelecaniformes, Pelecanidae.
GAUGAAGGAAUGAAAGCAGAAAUAUUUAGGCUACGUAAGAAACUGUCCGAGCAAGAGAAGAAGUUACAUAGCACAGUGAAACGCCUGCACUCCACAAACCAGCUGAAGGAAAACAUGGAGAAAGUCAUCAUUGACCAGUUGGUUUUAACUCAUGAUGUCUUGAAGAAGGCUAGAGGAAACCUGGAACUCUCACCAGCUGAGAAUCAAAAAUCACCUUCCUGUACCAGCCAAAGAAGGAUUCUCUGAAGGAGAAAGUUCCACUACUAAAGACUGGUCCUUUGAUUGUUAUUUGCUUCUUUAUGCCUUACUAUUUAUUGAUGUAAAAAUGUUUGUUUAGCUUUUUUAAUGGAUCAGCCUUUGACCAAAAAAAAAAAAAAACCAACAGAAAAACCCUUUUGGUAAAUAACUUAUUUAACAUUUUCUGUAACGUAAAAGAUGUUUUUUAAUAUUUAUUACAGAAGCAAGGUACGGGAGGUACUGAAGCAAAAUCCAGAAUUUUUUUUUAAAGUUGGCUCAUUUGAAAUUUUAUAUUUGUACUUGUCAUGUUAUAAAAAAACCCUAUUUGUUGUUAUAGUCAAACAGGACCUGAAAGAAUCAAGAACGUGAUCCACCUUUCAAACUGUUUCUAUACUGCUAAAAGAAUGUAGGUUAAAAAAAAAUUUCUGCCAGUUGUCAAUUGUUUUGUAGCAAUAUGAGAAAUGUUCAAUAUUUUAAAUGUAUCUGGAAGAUUCUUCUGGAAGCUGCCUGAUGCUGAGCUUU